Messenger RNA from Oldenlandia corymbosa var. corymbosa, 828 nucleotides. NCBI's taxonomy places the organism in Eukaryota, Viridiplantae, Streptophyta, Magnoliopsida, Gentianales, Rubiaceae. The record is from the annotation of a GenBank genome assembly.
AUGGAAGCGGCGGCGCACUGUGUGGGUCUUGUUCCUUGUCUGACCAGAAAAGCUACCUUUUCCCUUCCUCGAGGCUGCGCAAAAAAUGCCUUAAACCCUAGUUCCGCUUUCAUUCGGUUUGAUUCCCGCACUGCGAAGAGAGUCCUUCCAGCUCCUGUGGCUAUAUCCGCGUUGGAUGAGGGGAAGUCGUCUGGUUUGGCAAGUUUUCCUUGGACUUCUGCUUUGCCAUUGAAUAAGGCUGUUACCAGUUGUUUUGCUCAGGGAAUGGAUCAGGAUAUUGUUACAGCUGAUUCGACCCUUGACGGCGGUUCUGGAGGAGGAGAGACUACUAAAAUGCAGCCAGAUUUAUCACCAAAACGUACCAUUGAGUACGAAUUUGAGACAACAAUGCUCAUUAUUGAUAUGGAGGAAGCCGUCGAAAAACUAGAGUUGGCUCGGUCUGAAGCAAAGGAAUCAGGGGAGAGACUCGAGGAGGAGAAAGCCGCUUUGGAAGAAGCUGAGAAGCAGUCCGAGGCUGCUCAGGCUGCACUUAAGGAGCACGAGGUUGCCAGAUUAUGGGUUUUGAACUUGUUAGCCACCAAAGGGCAGGAUCUACCCAAUGAUUUCUGUAGCAUCGCUUCCAAUGCGGCUUGUGAUCAACUGGAUUUAGCUCGGACUAAUGCAAAUAACGCAACCCUAAGACUCGAGUCAGCUAAAGCUUCAUUGAAGAUAGUUGAGGAGAAUGCCAAGGCUGCUCAAGAUGCUGUGGACAAGUCCGAGGAAGUUGCAUCCCGGGCAAUCAAGUCCGCGAUCGAAAUCAUUGAUGCUGAAUUGGACUCCCUUUUUUAG